Rosa chinensis is the source of this 1353-nucleotide messenger RNA. RefSeq lists its product as uncharacterized. The record is from RefSeq and is a predicted model, not a curated record. The transcript has 2 exons. Bases 598 to 1353 code for a protein of 251 amino acids. NCBI's taxonomy places the organism in Eukaryota, Viridiplantae, Streptophyta, Magnoliopsida, Rosales, Rosaceae.
GAUGAGGCCAUCUUUUGCCACUAGAUGGUAGCAAUCUUCUCUGCGCAUUGUAUCCUCCUUUAUCUGGAGAGAGCCUACAAAAGCGCAAGAUCCUUGUCCUUGUGAUACGGUUUAAUUACUCUUUCUUUUACCAAGUAUCCAACGAAUUGUUUCAAUCAGUUAUUUUGUCUGGUACCUUACAUGUCGUCUCUUUAUUUACUUCCUCACCUGUUAGAACUAAAUGGACCUAUCAUCAUCUAUUAUGCAGAAUGCAAAUUGGAUUAUAACUUGAUUCAUUAAUAGGAGUUGUAAGCUAAGUACAAUACCUAGAAACCUAUUGAGAUAAUUAUAUCAACUCAUUGGUUAGGAAUCCAUUAGUUGGUUUACAUAGUAAUCCGAUUUAGUGUUGCAUUAGGUUUUCUAAUUGUUGGUGACUUGGUUUCUAAGAAACAUCUUUAUGGGAGGAUUCUUAGGAACAUAGCCAAUAUAUAUAGGAGUGUUGGUCCCUGCUCUCUUUGUUACAAAGCAUUAAGUCCUGCCCCAUAGAAAGGAGCUUAAAUCCAGAGCUGAGGAGAAGAUCAAUCCGCGUUCGUUGUCAAGUUCGUUAGUGCUACUGCAAUGGCUCCUAACACUGAAGAAGGAAUCACCUACAUGAAUUUAAACAAUAUCCAGAUGCUUACUGGAUCAAACUUUAAGGCCUGGAAGAGUGGUGUAGAGUUCUACCUAAUGAUGCAUGACAACAUGGAUUUGUGUUUUACUGAUAUAGAGCCUUAUGGAGUAGAUGCAACUAGCUCAUCCGAUGACAAGAAAUAUUAUCGAGACUGGCAUAGAUCCAAUUAUAGGGCUAAGAAUGUAAUGAGAACUACCAUGUCUGAUACUGUGAGGGGUAGUAUUGAAGAGCCUGUUUUGGCAGUUGACUAUAUGGAAGCAAUAGCUGAAAAAUUCAAGGAAAGCAAUAAGGCUGAGGCAGCUAGACUUUCCAAGGAGAUGAAUGAGUUGAAGUAUACUGGUAGUGGGGGUGUUAGGCAGCAUAUUUUGAAGCUCACUGAGCUAAACACUAGGCUCAGGGAUUUAGAUUUGGGAGUCAAGGAUGACCAACUUGUCCACAAUGCCUUAGAUUCUCUACCACCUAGCUUCAAUACCUUAAGAACUAGCUACAAUGCACAGAAGGAGAGCUGGACCUUGAAUGAGCUGAUAGCUAUUUGCGUGGAUGAGGAGAGUAGAAUGAAGAAAGAGAAGCAGCCCUCUACCUCUGUCAAUUUAGUUGAAAAGCCAAAGAAACAGAACAAAUUCAAGCCUAAGAAAACUAUAGCCAAGCCAUCAGGAAAUACUGCAGCAGCUAAAGUCAACAAGCCAUUUAAGUUCAAGUGCUAG